UUUUAGGUUCCGGCUAUGGAGGACGAGGCGGCGUCCAGCCCGCCAAGGGGCGACGACGCCGAGAAGAAGGCGACGAGGAAGAAUGCCGCGGUGCCAGUGCUGGUGUAUGCGCCCUGGUCACAGGGCGCGCGCAAGCAGGAUGAGGAGAUCCAGAAGAAGCUGGAGACGACGGACGAGCGGAGGUUAGCUUCCAUUGUUUCGGGGAUUGGAGCGUUCGAGACGAGCGGCAGCGACGAUUGGCACCAAGGAUCGGAGGUUUUCGUCAAGGGAUCUCACUGCUUAGAAAAACUGAGGGAGCUUCAGCGGUGCUUGACGAGGGACAAUCCGGAUAGCAGGCGUGUGUUUAUGCAGCUUGGGCAAUGGAAUGUCGCGGGGAAGUACUUGGUACCGAUCAUACAGCACUAUUCGGAAGAUCGUCAUCUCUUUCUUGCAUCGUUGAAGGUGUCGAUUCUCCUCACUCUUCCCAUCGAUCAAAACUCCACCAACACGUUCGACCAAGUUGAGUACCUGUGCCAAAUCAAAGAAGAGUUUCGCGAACGCAAUGUUCUCGGGGCAAUUAUCGCACAUCUAGAAGAACCUCUCGGGCAUUUGGAAAAGGGCUCUGUCAGUGAAGACGACUGGAGGCUUUUGCAGCUGGUGCUCGCUUUCAUUCAGAACCUUCUGGCUGUACCAGAAGCUAUGAACUGGGUUGGUCCUUACCCUGCCGAGCGGUACUCUCAACUGCGAGAUGGUAUUCUCGAGAGUUUGUUUCGCGAGUGCGGACCGGACAUCGUCCUGGCCGUUACGAAGCAUUUGCCCGCCUUCAAAAAUGGCAUCCGGAAGGAUAACUUCCUUAUUAUUCAGAUUCUACACCAUAUGUUCUGGGGUCAAAAACCAGAGUUGCUCUUUCAAGCAUCGAGAAAGACAAAGGAGACAAGUUCAAAUGCUUUAAAUGAAU
This is a messenger RNA of Selaginella moellendorffii, 937 nucleotides long. RefSeq lists its product as uncharacterized. The transcript is spliced from 5 exons. The record is from RefSeq and is a predicted model, not a curated record. Gene Ontology annotation, biological process: DNA repair; DNA replication checkpoint signaling; replication fork arrest. Lineage: Eukaryota; Viridiplantae; Streptophyta; Lycopodiopsida; Selaginellales; Selaginellaceae. The annotation marks the transcript as partial. Gene Ontology annotation, molecular function: DNA binding. Gene Ontology annotation, cellular component: replication fork protection complex.